Molecule: messenger RNA, 1984 nt
Organism: Porites lobata
Lineage: Eukaryota; Metazoa; Cnidaria; Anthozoa; Scleractinia; Poritidae
Source: the annotation of a GenBank genome assembly
AUGUGCCUGGGACAUUACACGCCACAAUUGCUUUUGGUGAGUUUGUUUUUCGUAUUCCACGUGCACGCUAUGAAUGCACUACACACGGUUAUUUAACACAGAAGCGAGAAAAAAGUGGUCCGUAUUAAUAUUACCAGUGUACAGCGGUAAAACAAAACAAGGGAAAUUUCCCCGUUGACCCAACGGGCGUGGCGAAAAGGUUACGGCGACGACGAACACGACGACGACAGUGGCGAAAACGUAUCUUUAAAAGUGAAUUCACGCUGUUUCAAAAUUCAUCGCUCGUAUUCCAUGCCGUUCAAUAGACCAUUUUACAGUUGUGAACUUAGUACUCUAACCUUCGAGUGAAUGUGAGGCUGAGGUUGACCUUGUUUUGACAAACCUUCUUUGCGUUGUUAUGGAAAUUGUCCUUGAGAAAUACUAGUGAGUAUAAGAAUAACUUGAUUUCCAUAGAAGGUUUGUAUCAAAACAAAUCGAAACAAGGUUAACUCAAAAUGGCCUAUUUGUCAAAUGCAACGACGGUAAUGAAAUUAAUAAAAACAUGAUGCAUCUGCAAAGUUUUGUUUUGAUAAUCUUAUGACCCUAUUCCUUGUUGCCGUCGUCGUCGCCGUUGCUGCGUAAACUUGUUAUUCAAGUAAUAUUAACAAGAGUUGACGAGUUUUAUCUUACAGUGACAUAAACAACACGUAUAAGUCAAAACUUUUUUCUUUUCAUUUGCAGGUUAAAUACUGCAUCGAGGUGGGCAUUUCCGCUGACUCGGCAUCCACGCUUUUCAUCUUUAUCGGUUUAGCGUCAUCAUUUUCUCGUGUAGUCACGGGAAGAAUGUGUGACAUUUCUUGGAUAAACAUUAUUUUUGUUUACCAGUUUGGUAAUCUACUUGUAGGCCUAAUUACCAUUUGUCUCCUACUGAUUAGAGACUACACAGGAAUGGUUAUAUUUGCAAUAGUAUAUGGAGUCGGUGACGGCAUUUUUAUUACAACAAUGAACUCCCUUCUCGUGUUCACGGUUGAAGAGAAGCGCAGAGCACCCGCCUUAGGACUUGGAAAUUUUUUACUGUCUCUGGGCAUUGCCGGAGGGCCUCCUUUGGCCGGUGAGAAUAUUUUUUUAAUCCAAGACAUUCUUUUAUUUAACUCUGUGUUUUAAGUCGGGUCGAAUUCCGCCGCUGUCUCGAGUCCGGGGCCCGUUUCUCAAAAGGCCCGGGACUUUUCGGGCCCGAAGGAAAAUUGGAAAGUCAAAACCCGUACGCGCGUUGAAUAGUAGCACAGUUACUAGCUUGCAAACCAGUCAAUUCUGCUACUUAACUAUCAUUGUAUCGUUUUCAAUAUUGUUAAAACUUUUGUUCUGAUUUCAAACAAGGCAAGCAUAAAACAAUUUUUCUUGCCCGAAAAGUUACCGGGACUUUUGAGUAGCCUGGAAAAAACAGCCAACAUUUCGCGGUGCCACCACUGGUUUCCCUGCGAACGGACGUUUGAGAGACGAGCGUAGAAAUUCCAUACUGAUCACGUGUCACUACCCAGAUCUGGGUAGCGCUUCUGAUUGGUCGAAGCAAAUUUCCCACGCGGCACGACCAAUCAGAAGCACUACCCAGAUCUGGGUAGUGACGCGGGGUAGUGGUCAAUUCUAAAGGUCGCGAAUGUAACGUUGAAGUACUCUAAUGACAAUCCCAUAUAAAUCAGUAAAGCUCUCUCCGCCGGCCUAGUUUCGAAGUUUUAUAAGCCGCCAUUAAACCUCCCACUAAAUUAAGCAGCACGACACUUUCUUUACCAACUAAUUCCUUUAUUAAGUUACUGUUAACUACAUGUCUUGGUUAGCUAAAUUUCAUGUAAAAUGGUCUCGAUCAACAUCAUAUUUUGCAGGAUUCUUAGCCGACAAGUUCAAUUGCUAUAGGUGGUCAUUCAUAGUGGCUGGAAUUUUGAUGCAGUGUGCAGGGAUUCUUCCUUUCGUCCUCGUGUGGCUCAAAAAAGACGAAUACAGACAUUCAGUU